AUGACAGCUGCAAAGCGAGUCUUUGAUGUCGCGUUUGUGGAACCGCUUGAUGAGGAGUUCACAUGUCCUAUCUGUCAUCUAGCAUUCAGAACACCAACUCUAACUCGAUGUGGCCAUCAUUUUUGUAGCAGCUGCUUGACGCAGUGUCUACAACAAUCUUCUUCUUGCCCCGUGUGUAGGAUGUCUUUGAAAGGCUCGAAUAUUUUCCUCAACAAUGCACUGAAAAGAGAAAUACUGGACUUGAAGAUCAAAUGUUGUUUACACGAGAAAGGAUGUGCGUGGACUGGUGAGCUAAGGGAUGGUGAGAUGCAUGGCAGUGAAUGUCGGUAUGUGGACGUUGCUUGUGUGAAUGGAUGUGAGAAACUUGUAAUGCGAAGGAACAUGAUUGAUCAUGUAGCAAAUCAGUGUCCUCAACGACUGAUCUCUUGCAAGCAUUGUAACGUCAUUGUGAAACAAGUAGAAAUGGAAGAUCAUUACGAAGAGUGUGACCAGUAUCCUAUAGCCUGUACAUACAAGUGUGGCAUGAUGGUAGAAAGAUGUCGAAUGGAAGACCAUAUUGGCAGGCAGGGAACGUGUUCAAAGAUUCUUCUUGAUUGUGAUUUCAAAGACAAUGGCUGUCAAUUUCAAGGAAAUCAUCUUAAUUUAUGUAUUCACAUGGAAAACAACGUUGGCUUGCAUCUUAGUUUGAUUGCUAGUGCACUUAAAGAAACAAAAGAAAAAUCAGCUGCUAGUGAAUUGAAAUUAGACCGCGAACUGAAUAUUGCAAAAGGAGAACUAAAAGCUGCUAAAGAUGAACUAAGAGAAACUAGAAAAGAACUGACCAAAGCUACAGCAAAAAUUUCUAAGAAGAUCAAUAGGAGGCGUCUGUAUCUUUUACCAGAAAGAUCGGAUUUUUUGUUCACUUGGACCAUAGAUAAUUGGCAUGAACAGACAAAGACGUUAGACAACUAUGUGUUGUCUAGCAAGCCAUUCUACGUUCCUCCUGGGUAUCACUUGCACCUUCAAGCUUAUCCAAACGGUGAGAAUGCUGACAGCAGAGGCUAUCUUUGUCUGUAUCUAUUUUCAACUGAAGGUGAUUUUGACAAUGAAGUCAAAUGGCCAUUUCCCUUUUCUUGUGUCUUUGAACUUGUAGACCAACAAGUUGAGAGGAAAAGUAUUUGCAAGAAAAUAUCACCACCAUAUCCAGAUGCACUGACGUCUUCUACAUGUGAUAUGGGUUUUGGUUAUAAAAAGUUUGUUUCUCAUGACAAAAUGAUGUCACGUUGUUACAUCAAAAAUAAUUCAAUUUGCAUAAAAAUGCAUGUUCAUCUCAAGAUUGGAGGUGAUCAUGACUGACACAAACAUUUUAAAUAUUAUUGAUGUCUGGACUUAUACUGAGAUGUUUCGUUGCUCUUUUAUUGUUUUCAGUACUGUUUGUUGUUAGUAAACCAUAAUAUUACUUGCAGCUAUAGCCUCGUUGUUCUUUCUGCUAGAUUGCUAUAUAUCAUGUGCAACACGUGCCAAACAUGUGGAAAAAUGCACAUGUUUGUUUAGUCCACUUUGACACGUGACCAGUAAUCGUUUACUACAGUUGUUAAAUACAUACG
This is a messenger RNA of Corticium candelabrum, 1586 nucleotides long. Its product is annotated as TNF receptor-associated factor 6-like. NCBI's taxonomy places the organism in Eukaryota, Metazoa, Porifera, Homoscleromorpha, Homosclerophorida, Plakinidae. The transcript has a single exon. The coding region runs from base 1 to 1335 and encodes 444 amino acids. The record is from RefSeq and is a predicted model, not a curated record. Gene Ontology annotation, biological process: regulation of apoptotic process; signal transduction. Gene Ontology annotation, molecular function: protein binding; zinc ion binding.